This is a messenger RNA of Amphimedon queenslandica, 1278 nucleotides long. RefSeq lists its product as uncharacterized. The coding region runs from base 1 to 1212 and encodes 403 amino acids. The transcript has 2 exons. The record is from RefSeq and is a predicted model, not a curated record. Lineage: Eukaryota; Metazoa; Porifera; Demospongiae; Haplosclerida; Niphatidae.
AUGGCGUCUACUAGGAAACGAAAUAAAUCUACAAGAAGUGACAAAUCCUCUAUUUUAAAAGGGAGGGAAGAGAUACAUGAAGCAAAAUCUUCAGUAAUAUCUCCCGAAUGCCAGAUUUACUUAACUCUUGGAGGAGCCUUCCUGUUCAGUUGCCUGUGUACUGCCCUGAUAUGGUAUGUGUUCCUUAGAGAAAGAGGGAUAGAACUUGAGAAUCCUUUGCCCGGUCGAUAUCACUACCUCACUAGUGAUAUUGAUCAAUUGGGUGAGUGGGCGUUUGGUGAUGUAGAACCAAUCGACGAGUUAUUAUCACCUAAUCCGUCUCGAUCCUCAAUCAACGUAUGGAUUGGACAGCCUAAUGUCAUUGCUCACACACACUAUGAUGGGUAUCAUAAUUUCUAUGCACAGCUCUAUGGGACAAAGAAAUUCACUUUACUCCGCCCGACACAAUGGCCUGGCUUGUAUCCUUAUCCUUUCCUUCAUCCAAGCCACGCUCAAGCUCAGGUCAAUCUCUCAAGGCUGGAGGAUGCUAAGGAGUUCCCACUGAGCUCAAGGUUAGAGGUGUAUGAGGUAACACUGGAACCUGGUGACCUCCUCUAUAUGCCGCCAUUGUGGUUUCAUUAUGUGGAGUCUCUCUCCAUCAGUAUAUCAGUUAAUGUGUGGACUGACUCGGAGCAAAGCAUACUAAUGGAGAAAGCUUUUGGUCUGCCACUGCCUCUAGAUCAGGUCAAGUGGCAUGGAGAGCACUUGAGAGCCAUUGCCGGUUCCAUGUUGACUGUGAGCCUUGUUGAUCGGGUCUGUAAAGCAAGAGAGUGUCCAUUGACUGACAAGUAUAACAUAAAUGAAACAGAGUUUAAAAAUGGAGGACAGUAUUUCAUGUUCAAGCUAUGGCAAGGAAGGUAUAGCAAACUGAUGAAAAGGAACGAAAUUCAUUCGAGUUUCUCGUCAAAGAAUGGCCGGAGGAACUCGCUCCUUUGUGAAAACAGUGCCCUGCCUUCAUUGUUCUUUCAGGGAAUAUCACAGAAUUUGUACAAGGCUCCAGUUGAAGAAUAUUUGACCAAGAUAACACGAUUGAUGAUGAAGCUGCCUCGUGACUCGUGGGAGCUGUGGUUUGGUAAUUAUGUUGAGUUUGUUGCUGCACAGUCCGUGGAUCUAUUGGAUGUUGGACUCUUUUUAAAACAUUACGACAGCUGUAGCAUGCAUUUUCCAAAAUAAUAUACAACUUACUUUUUAUUUGCAUAUUAUUAUUUGCUCUUGUGAGUUCUUUUUAGCAAAGAAAAA